AUGGACAAUCUUUUACAGGAAAAUCAUAGUCUAUUAAAGAAAUUAGAAUUGAAAAAGGAAAUGGAAGCAGCUUAUCUCGAUGAGAUCGAACAACUUAGAUCAGUAAUUACUCAAUUACAACGAGAAAAGACUUCGAUUUCCACUCCACGUGUUGAUGACAAUUCGUCAUUAUUGUAUGACCUAGAAGGUCGUGUUGAAAAAUCUGAAGAAAAAGUUGCGCUACUUACCAAAGAGCUUGAUUUAGCCAAAAAGCGGGAAGCUGAUCUACUGGAACAAUUAAAUAGUUUUGUAAAUAAAGUGGAUAGUAUUUCUGAAUGUUCUGUAACUGUUCCUGAACCACACAAUUCUUUGGCAGAGGAAGUCAUUCGGUUGAAAGAGGAACUAUCUAGCAAAGAAACUUCUAAUCGUCUUGAACAAUCAAAAUUAACUCGUCAAAUUCAAGAAUCGGAGGAUGAUCGUCAAAAUUUACAGGAUUAUAUUAUUGAAUUAGAUCGUCAGUUAAAAGAUUGUCGAUUAGAAUUAACUGAUACUCGAGCUCAACUAGAAGCAUUACAAAUUCAAUCAAAUUCUACAGAAAGCACACGAGGGAAUUCAGUAUUUUCUGAAAUUGAAGAUCGGCGUAUUCGUGCCGAGAAAAUUGUUGUUAAACAAGAAGAACAAAUUAAUGAAUUAAAACUACGUUUACGUCAAACAGAAGCUGAUGCUAAGCGUAAAUUAACAGAAUCAAUUCAGAAAUUAGAAACUAGGUAUCGUGAUCGAGACACGAAUUUUGUUGAUGAGUUAGUCGCUGAACGUGAACGUUUGAUUAAUGAAAACACGAAAUUGAGUUAUCAAGUACAACAUUUGGAAGAACUACAAUUGGAUCAAGAGCGUGGAGCUUUAAAAAUAUCAAAGGCAUUUAAUUUAGAAGGUAACUCACAAGAAGGUGUCAUAUCGAAUUUAGAGCGUCGAAUUAAACGAUUGAAACGCGCUCAAGAAGAAUCAACUGAAAUCAUCAAUGGACUCCGUCAACGUUUACUUGAUUCUGGUCAGAUUAGACGUAAAUUACAAAAUGAAUUAUGGCAUAGUAUUGAUGAAAAUACUUCUCUGUGUGAACAGAUCAGUGAACUUCGUAAACAACUUGCUGAUCUACGUAGUGAAAAAGUUUCUGAUAAUUUAAAAGCAAAUAAUGUGGAACUGAAAAUCAAACAGUCUAGUCCAUCACUCACAGAAAGUGCCAAGCUUGAUAUUGAGAACAGAGACCCUCAAAAAUUAAACAGUAACAAAGUUAAAUACUGUACUAAUUCUCUUAAAGAAACUUCCGUGGAAUUGUCGAAAUCUGUUCACAAAGUGGACUGUCCUGGUACUGGUAUUCAGAGCAAAGAUGUACCCCAAAAUUGUGCUACUUCAUAG
Molecule: messenger RNA, 1392 nt
Organism: Schistosoma rodhaini
Lineage: Eukaryota; Metazoa; Platyhelminthes; Trematoda; Strigeidida; Schistosomatidae
Source: the annotation of a GenBank genome assembly